This is a messenger RNA of Necator americanus (New World hookworm), 1497 nucleotides long. RefSeq lists its product as uncharacterized. NCBI's taxonomy places the organism in Eukaryota, Metazoa, Nematoda, Chromadorea, Rhabditida, Ancylostomatidae. The transcript is spliced from 14 exons. Gene Ontology annotation, biological process: protein phosphorylation; negative regulation of G2/MI transition of meiotic cell cycle; meiotic cell cycle. The coding region runs from base 1 to 1497 and encodes 498 amino acids. The record is from RefSeq and is a predicted model, not a curated record. Gene Ontology annotation, molecular function: ATP binding; protein tyrosine kinase activity. Gene Ontology annotation, cellular component: cytoplasm; nucleus.
AUGGACGGUAGUGGUGACGGCUAUACCGUCUCUCAACAAUCAUCAGUAUCGCCUUUGCUGUUAGAGAUUAAGAGGACAAGGAUUAGUGACAGGGCGAUGGCGCCAUCAAACCUUGAAUUGGAAAGCACACCAGAUCGAAACGUUUGCUCGUCGCCAGAUUCAAACCCGAAAGUCUGGGAAGCAUUAAUAAAGUCACAGCCACGUUCGUUAAAGGUGUGCAAGCCACACAGCAGAAUUUAUCCGCAUGGUUUUCCCAUUCUGAGGCCUCGUUUGGUUUCUAAGAACGGAAUCCCGGCAGAUAGCAUUGAGAAAAAUUCCAAAACGUAUGUGUACGACAAAGAAAAAAGCUAUUUUGAGCAGUGUUUUCGGGAACUGCGGGUUCUUGGUCGAGGAUUGUUUGGUGAGGCUUUGGAGGUGGAAUGCGUUGAAACUGGUAAACAUUUCUCAGUAAAGAGAGCUCUUCGGACGUUCGAGUCCGCUGGAUCUCGCCAGCAGAAACUUCGUGAGGCAACCAACCAUGAGGCUAUUGCACCGCAUCGAAACAUAGUCAAAUUCGAAAAAGCAUGGGAAGAGAGGGGUCGUCUUUACAUCCAAACCGAGCUCUGUGGUGCAAACUUGGCUGAUUAUCGUACCGAAUUUGGAAUCCUCUCCGAACCCGAACUCUGGAAAGUUUUGCAUGAUUUGGUGCAGGCACUUCAUCACAUGCACUCAAAUGGAAUGCUUCACAUGGACGUGAAACCUUCGAAUAUUUUUAUAUCGGACUACACUACUUGCAAAUUAGGGGAUUUUGGACUUGCUUUCGACAUGAGAAAGACUGCAAGGGACGCUGCAGAGGAAGGCGACAAGUACUACAUGGCUCCAGAGAUAUUGAACGACUCGCCUACCGCAGCUGCCGAUGUUUACAGCCUGGGUGUCUCGAUGCUCGAGCUUGCCACUACUGUAAACCUUCGCGAAAGUAGCCAUAAGAUUCGAAACGGGGAACUACACGACGAACUGUUUGGAGAUCUGACUCCUGAUCUGCGCAAUAUGAUCAAGUCUCUGCUCUGUCCAGAUCCUCUUGAUCGACCCACUACUAGUCAGUUAUCAACUGAUGAAAUUAUUUUGAAGAAUACACGAACACCUGUCCGUUUUCGUCAUUUAGAGAAUGACGUAAAAUCACCAUUAGGUCCACUGGACAAAGAUUGGGACUUUGAGUUUGAAGACGAGAUUCAUCCACCUUCAAUACGUUUCUCAAAACCUCGCAGGCCUUUAAGGGAUCUUCUCGGAGAUGAUAUCUCUGAUGCUGCGGAUAGUGUGAAAACUUGCCUGAACUUCGAAAAUUCAAGCGACGAUGAGUCGCCCACCUGUCGACCAGGCAAGCAAAGACCACUUCGUUCUCAAAGGGCACCUAUUAGAAAGCGAGAAAAUAUCACUCAUACUGUCAAAAAACUCGACUUCUCCGACACCUCCGAUGUGUCUCCUGGCCCAGCUCCAAAGAGGAUACGCGAAGCAGUUUAA